This is a messenger RNA of Ananas comosus (pineapple), 2109 nucleotides long. Its product is annotated as galactoside 2-alpha-L-fucosyltransferase-like. Gene Ontology annotation, biological process: cell wall biogenesis; xyloglucan biosynthetic process. The transcript is spliced from 2 exons. The record is from RefSeq and is a predicted model, not a curated record. Gene Ontology annotation, molecular function: galactoside 2-alpha-L-fucosyltransferase activity. The coding region runs from base 145 to 1794 and encodes 549 amino acids. NCBI's taxonomy places the organism in Eukaryota, Viridiplantae, Streptophyta, Magnoliopsida, Poales, Bromeliaceae. Gene Ontology annotation, cellular component: Golgi apparatus; membrane.
UUAAGAAGGUUUGGAUCUUACGUUAUUGUGCUUGACUUAGCAGCUUUUUCUCACUAAUGAGGGAGCUUACAUGAUCUAAGGCCCAUUUUAUAGAGAGAGUGGGAUCUAGCAAGUUUCUUAGGAGUGAGAGUGGAUGAGAAGAGAAUGAGGAGCCAAAAGCCAUCUGCAGUCCCGCAAUCGGCAUUCGGAGCCGUCUGGCCGUCGGUGGUGCUGAUCGGCUGCCUGAUGACUCUGCCGCUCCUCGUCUUCCUCUGCAGCGGCGGCCAGUGGAACUCAUCGACAGUUUGGCUUCAGAGAGUAAGCAUGGCGGUGCAUCAAGGCUUUGUCGACAAAACGGCGCAUCGAGGUUCAGAAGACGCGGCACUGAGUCUGCCAAGGGACAGUCGUCUCGGCGGCCUGAUCGCCCCUGGCUUCGACGAGCAAUCCUGCAUAAGUCGUUACCAGUCGUGUCAUUUCCGCAAGCCCACGCCCCACUCACCAUCCUCCUACUUGCUCUCCAGACUCCGCAAAUAUGAAGCAUUGCACAAAAGAUGUGGCCCCAACACCGCGCUCUACCGCAAGUCGAUCACGCAACUCAACUCCGGGCACAGCAUGAACCUCAUGGAGUGCAACUACGUCGUGUGGGCGCCUUUCAAUGGCUUAGGCAAUCGCAUGCUCACCAUCGCCUCCGCAUUCCUCUAUGCUCUCGUCACGAACAGGGUCCUCCUCAUCCACCAAACCGAGGACUUAACCGAUCUCUUCUGCGAGCCAUUUCCUGGGACAUCUUGGGUUCUUCCCUCCGACUUUCCCGUAAAAGACUUGUCGAGCCUUCGUUUGGGUACCGAACAAAGUUACGGAAACUUGCUAAAGAACAAGAAGAUAAAGCAGGAUGCUAAAGUCAUGUCCGAGUCCCUUCCCCCGUAUGUUUAUGUCCAUUUGCAGCACGAUUACGAACACACGGAUAGGCUCUUCUUCUGCGACGAAGAUCAACUAGUACUCAAAAAGAUCAAUUGGCUACUGCUUACAUCAGAUAUGUAUUUUGUGCCGUCGAUGUUUCUAAUCCCGCAAUUUGAAGAAGAACUCCGGUGGAUGUUUCCGGAAAAAGAAACUGUAUUUCACCACGUGGGUCGGUAUCUUUUCCACCCAACCAACGCAGUUUGGGGAAUGGUUGCAAGAUACUACACAUCUUAUCUAGCUAUGGCCGAGGAGAAGGUCGGCAUUCAAAUCAGAACGUUUUCGUGGCUACCGAUUUCAUCAGAAAACUUCUUCAAUCAGAUCAUCGCAUGCUCUCGUCAAGAGAACCUAUUGCCUGGUAUCAAUCUCAAUGCGACAUUUGCUGCCUCGAGAAGAGAUAAAGCAAAAUCGAAGGCAAUUCUCGUGACUUCUCUCUAUUCGGAGUACUACGAAAGGAUCAAAUCCAUGUACUUCGAGCAUACAACCGCAACCGGGGAGAUCAUCAGCGUAUACCAGCCGACCCAUGAAGAGCAACAGAAAACAGACAAGCAGUCGCAUAAUCAGAAAGCGCUAGCAGAGAUGUACCUCUUGAGCUACUGUGAUGUUCUGAUCACGAGCGGUUGGUCGACAUUCGGGUACAUAAGUCAAGGACUUGCUGGACUGAAGCCGUGGAUUCUGCUGAGCCCGAAAGACCAGAAGGCACCUGACCCACCUUGUGUUCGCGCCAUGUCGAUGGAGCCAUGUUUCCAUGCACCCCCCUCAUAUGAUUGCAAGGCGAAGAAGAAUGUGGAUAUGGGAGCGAUCGUACGGCAUGUGAGGCAUUGCGAGGACGUUGGCCAAGGCAUUAAGUUAUUUGACUAGCGAUUCGCUUGUCCCUCUCAUCAUCAAUGAUACUAGGACUCUAAAAUCUUUCAGAUGAAUUAUAGCAUGUUCCUGAUAUAUAUAUAUAUAUAUAUAUAUCCUAAUUGUCGGAUCACUUAACGAACUUCUAAAUAGUUUUCCAGUACUGGUUUUCAGAAACUGAUCCCGAUUUUUGUUUAGUUCUUCAAUUGUUUGCUUCUUGCCAUGGUUUUAAUAUCACAUGUUAUGAAAUGUUCAAAAUGUAGAUUCUUCUUUAUUUUUGCUUCUGUUCAAAGAUUAUUAUUUGGAUAAUUACAUUCUAGUACCAAAUAUUUC